UCUACACUGCAUCUCUGUUUGUUUACUCUGUUAUCUGGAGCUCAGAGGGACGUUUGAAGGGUGAUCUGUCAGAAGGAUUGUGCUCCAUUUUCUCCGUCUUCCUGCCAUCCCAGGGACACAACUGCCUGUGGAUUUCUAUCUGAGUGUGGGUGACACCUCUGAAGGUGGAGAGGCAGGAGUCUGCUACGCUCCCAAACCCUCCUGUGAGUGUGUGUGGAUGACCUGUGCUCUAAUAACAUCUACGCAGUCACCCAACCACCCUCUGCUCUCUGAUGAGACUCAUGCAUGUAAACUGACCCUGGAACAGUAGUAAUGUAAGAGUCUGUUCCUCAGCACCAUGAACAAGAUGAAGAACUUUAAGAGGCGUUUCUCUCUUUCUGUUCCUCGCACUGAAACCAUCGAGGAGAACGAGUUCACCGAGCAGAUCAACGAGCUCAACAUACAGCACACUCAGGGCCUCACUCAGGACAGACUGGGUCCUCCGUCUCAUGAUGCCAGUCCUUCGAGUCCCGAACCAAUAACGCCAGGCACUGAGUCUCCUUCACAUCUCGUCUUUCACAGCAAGGCCCAGCAGAGACGCUUCUCCAUGGAGGACGUCAGUAAGCGCAUGUCUCUGCCGAUGGACAUCCGUCUGCCUCCAGAGUUUCUGAAGAAGCUGCAGCUGGAGAGCGAGAACUCUCCGCUCUGCAAACCUCUGAGCCGCAUGUCCCGACGCGCCUCACUGUCCGACAUAGGCUUCGGGAAACUGGAGACGUACGUGAAGCUCGGCAAACUGGGAGAGGGGACAUAUGCCACAGUGUUCAAGGGGAGAAGCAAACUCACAGAGAACCUGGUGGCGUUGAAGGAGAUUCGGCUGGAGCACGAGGAGGGAGCGCCGUGCACUGCUAUCAGAGAGGUGUCUCUACUGAAGAACCUGAAACAUGCCAACAUCGUCACGCUGCACGACAUCAUCCACACCGAGCGCUGCCUCACGCUGGUCUUUGAGUAUCUGGACAGUGACCUUAAACAGUAUCUGGACAACUGCGGGAAUCUCAUGAGCAUGCAUAACGUCAAGAUAUUCAUGUUCCAGCUGAUGCGUGGUCUGUCCUACUGUCACAAGAGGAAAAUCCUCCACAGAGACCUGAAGCCUCAGAACCUGCUCAUCAACGACAAGGGCGAGCUCAAACUGGCCGACUUCGGUCUGGCGAGGGCACAGUCUGUCCCCACAAAGACUUACUCCAAUGAGGUGGUAACACUUUGGUAUCGCCCCCCCGACGUGUUGCUGGGCUCGACAGAAUACUCGACACCCAUCGACAUGUGGGGCGUGGGCUGCAUCAUGUUUGAGAUGGCAACAGGUCGUCCACUGUUUCCUGGGGCCACGGUGAAGGAGGAGCUACACUUAAUCUUUAGGCUUGUUGGCACUCCAACCGAAGAGACUUGGCCUGGUAUCAGUUGUAAUGAGGAGUUUAGGUCUUACCUGUUUCCUCAAUACAGACCUCAAGCUCUCAUCAACCAUGUGCCCAGGUUGGACACAGAAGGGAUCGACAUGCUGACCGCUCUGCUGCUGUAUGACAACAGGAGCAGAGUCUCUGCUGAAGCCUCUCUACGAUACCCCUACUUCACCAGUCUGGGAAAUAAUAUACAUAAUUUGGCAGACACUGCUUCAGUGUUUUCCCUCAAAGAGCUCCAGCUCCAGAAGGACCCAGGCCACCGCAGCUCAGUGUUUCAGCCUUUAGGUCGAGGAAAGAACCGAAGACAGAGCAUCUUCUAGACGUCACAGAGGAGAUCAGAGACGCUCAGAGAAGAGAAGUCGCUUUUCCUACGACAGCACAAAGGCCAUCAAAGCUCAGCUCGUUCACAAGCAUGCUCACCUGUGUGCACACACCUGCAUGUACACACAGACUCAUGUGCACUCACUUAUUUCCAGGGAAGUUCACCACGGAGCCUCACACAUGGUUUCUGGAAAUACACUUGUGAAAUGACUGAGCAGAGAUACACUCAUACAGAACAUAUUUGCACACAUUUGCACAAUCGACGACACUGAACAUGCUGCCAUUACUUAUUUUCAAACAUGAUAGAUGUAUAAUUAUUCUGCUGACACACAUGCAUUAUAGCUCAUGAUUCUGACCAUUAGGCCCCUAAAAUAAAAGCUGCUCUGUUGUAGUGUACACAAACUUGAAUAUUUUCCAUUUAGAGCAUACCCAGGGCUUUAGCCAUUUAAGGUAGCUAUAGCACAUCUGGAACCUCUAUACACUUGCAGGUGUACAGACAUUAAGGUUGUAGAGGUCCGUUCAGUCAAACAACUUGUUGAAAAAAUGUGCUAAAUGUUUGUCUGACUAAGAUUAAGGCUUGUCUCUUGUAAAAUGUAGCUUAAAGAUUCACCUGCCACCUCUGAACUGCAAAAGAUUCCCUCGCAGCUCGAAAUAUUACAAAUGCUAAGAUCAUAAAUUGAACAUUUAAACAAUUUAUGUAUUUGUUAGCUAUAGAUAAGCUAACAGGCUAAUUGAGCAGCCAAAAGUUAUCAUGAGGUUGCUAGCAUCUAACAGUUCACAAAGGGUCAACUAAAUACAGUAGCUAACACAUAAAAUAUAGAUUUCAUCAUUGUGUUUCUGACCUACAACUAGAGAAAACAUAUUGAAUCUAAAAAGAACCGCUUAUUAAAAGCCCAAAGUGCCCUCAGGUUGCUAAAAUACCCAAAAUGCUAACAGUGGCUAAGGCCUUUCGUGCUAAUGGGAACUUGUUAAAUUACAAGACAAGAGUUUGAACAAUUAAACAAUUUAUGUCUGCGUGAGCUAUACAUAAGCUUAUAGGCUAAUUAAGCAGUGGUUAAACGGGUCAAAUUAACAAAGUACGUUAGCUAAAACAUGAUAUAUGGCGCUAAUAAUAGUUAGCUACCGGGAGAAGCAAGCUAGCUAAGAAGCUGCGAUGAUGUAACCCUCCUGUUGUCUUCGGGUCAAAUCUGACCGAUUUACUACUUUCAUCAAUCAUAAUUUUUUUUGUUUUACAU
Molecule: messenger RNA, 2986 nt
Organism: Trematomus bernacchii (emerald rockcod)
Lineage: Eukaryota; Metazoa; Chordata; Actinopteri; Perciformes; Nototheniidae
Gene: cdk18
Product: cyclin dependent kinase 18
Exons: 17
Coding region: 338-1750 (470 amino acids)
Biological process (GO): protein phosphorylation
Cellular component (GO): nucleus; cytoplasm
Molecular function (GO): protein kinase activity; ATP binding
Source: RefSeq, a predicted model, not a curated record